AGCUGGGAGAAGCCAGCAGGGGGUGGGGGGAGGGCUGGGGGGGAUUUCAUUGGAGUGCUCUUUGUCAGAAAGGAAUAUUAUUUCUCUCUGGAAUAAACAGAGGUUGGGUCGGGCCUAGACGACCAGUGUCCAUCGGAAAACCAAGUGGCUCAUGUUUGUUUUAUGGCUGCUGCUUUUCUAUUUUUUCUGUCCCCCUCAGACGCACACAUUGAUCUGCAGACCGAGUCCGGUGCCUCUCCCCUCUCCUUUUCUUCUCCAUUCACCCGCCUUCCUUUUGCCUUUGAUCCAACUACGCAAGGAUGCCCAGCUCGCUCUUUGCAGACAGCAGCGCCCAAGGAGAAGUCCUGCAGACAGCCCUGAACCAGCUCUCCCUCCUCGGCUUGGACAACGAUGAGAACCCCUGUUACGACAACCAAGAGCUCUGGGGAAGGAGCGUGAACAUGACCGAAUGCGUCCCUGUUCCCAGCUCCGAGCACGUGGCAGAGAUUGUGGGCCGACAGGGUUGCAAGAUCAAAGCACUGCGGGCAAAGACCAACAGCUACAUCAAGACACCGGUUCGAGGCGAGGAGCCUGUUUUUGUGGUGACAGGCAGGAGAGAGGAUGUGGCAAUGGCCAGGAGGGAGAUCAUCUCUGCUGCUGAGCACUUCUCCAUGAUUCGAGCCUCCAGGAACAAAAAUACCAGCUUGAACGGGAGCAGCACCCCGUCUACCGGACCCCCUAACCUGCCCGGAGAGACCACCAUCCUGGUGCGGGUGCCUUACCGUGUGGUGGGGCUGGUUGUAGGACCUAAAGGUGCAACCAUCAAGCGCAUCCAGGAGCAGACCCACACCUACAUUGUGACACCCAGCCGAGACAAAGAGCCGGUGUUCGAGGUGACCGGUAUGCCGGAGAACGUGGACCGAGCUCGCGAAGAGAUUGAAGCCCACAUAACCAUGAGGACAGGGGGUGUUAUUGAGCUUCAGGAUGAAAAUGACUUCCAUGCCAACGGGACUGAUGUGGGUUUUGACUUGCAUGGACACGCCACUCUGUGGUCUAAGCCCUGCGCCGGGAUAACCCCGAACUCACUGCGUAAACUCUUCUCCAACAAUUGCCACAAUUUGUCUUCCUCUCUGGGUAGUGUCUCCACAGAUUCAUUCUUUGGCAACAACAGCUCACGUAUGGCCAACUACAUUGCCCCCAGCCCCACACUCAGCUACACCACCAACAACAACGGCAACGAUAAUAACAACAACAACAAUAUAGAUCUCAAAACUAACUGCAACGGAUUGAUUGACCAAAAUGAGGUGUCCUCACCUGACUGCACUAAUCUGAGUUUCGAUUCCUCCUCUGGGUUUGACACGUCAACCCCACCGGGCCUCCUUUGGUCCCAGUACGAUAGUGGCAUAGCCCCCUCCUCAGCCGCCUGCAGCCCACCCACCUCUAUUUCUGUCCUAUUCCCCACCAACACCUCCACCAAUUCCAAUGGAGUAGUGGUGAGUCACAGUAGGGUUACUGGUUGCACCUCACAGCUGGGACGAUUGCCCUCCCUCCAAGGCCCCAGCCUGGACCCGUUAGCCUGGAGGGUGCGUAGUGAUCUUGGUAGGGGCUCCACCAGUUUCUCUGCUUAUCCUAGCAAUAUGGCCUCCCUGCCAGGCUCUCAACUCCCCAGGGUUCUGUGCGACUCAUCUGCCUCGUCGUCCUCAUCUUCCUCCACAUCCUCUGGCACCAGCAGAAAAGGCAGCCGUGACUGUUCGAUGUGCUUUGAGAGUGAGGUCAUUGCAGCCCUGGUCCCCUGUGGGCACAAUCUCUUCUGUAUGGAAUGUGCUAAUCGUAUCUGUGAGAGGAACAAACCUCAAUGCCCUGUCUGUCACAGCCGCGUCACUCUGGCUAUGCGUAUAUUUUCAUAACUGUACAUAAAUAUACAUGUAUAUGUAAGAGGCUGCAGUAAUCGGGCUAAGGAGAUUGUGGUUGAUAAUUUACCGUAGCUUUGGGAAAUAUUUUCUACAUCCAAGUGCAUGAUUUACAUAUUGCAGCAUAGUAAUCAGUAGUUGUAGUAAAUAGUACCCUACAUUUAUGAAGUGACGAUGAACUGUAUAGUCUGGGCGUGUGGAUGGGGUUAGUGUAGACCUGGAUGAGCCCUUUAGUUUAGCCCAUCAAAUGUAGUGAGAAGGGAGGCCAUGGCUGGGAAACAUGGAGGGCCUCCAGCCACACAGGACAAAGAUACAGCAGCUCCAGGUCAGAAACAACGCUAAGAAGAGCAAUCUAUCUUAUAUAUGUAUAGAAUAUUUUACAUGAGUUGAACAUUUCAAAUGACAAUACAGAAUGAAGUAUUUGGAUCUCUUUUGACUUGAAAAAUGAUAUUUCUUAUUGCAAAGAUGUUUACAGAUAUUUUUUGAUUUAAGUUCAAUGGGCUUUUUAGAACUGGGUUGAAAUAUUGUUUAUUUUUUAGUAUGGAGUUAUGACAUUGAUCAAUGUGUUAUUUUCAUAUCACAUGGCUGUUGGAAUAAAUCCCAGUCGGUCAAAUGUGUUUAACAUUCGACAUUCUGUUAUGAUGGACUUUUUUAUAGGUUUAGCAAAAAAGUAUUUUAAAUAUUUUUCACCCACCAUAUUUUUAUUCAAUUCAGUAAUAUGAAGCAUAUGUUAUUAUAUAUUAUGGAACAUUGAAAUGUCCAGAACUUAGUACGUUGUUCACAAAGAAACCGUUAAUGCUUUGUAAGAUUUGUAUAAAUUAGAUUCCAGUGGAAAUUACAGGCUUCUGUUUCACUACUAUGGUUUUAGUAUUUCUUUUUCAAUAUAUUUAUUUACCACUUGUUUAUGUAUAUGUAGGUGAAUUUACUUGAGCCUAAAUGUACUUUAUUAAGCAAAGUUUAAGAACAAACUAUAUUUUAUUUAAUGAUAAAGGGCCUUUAACCUCAUGGUAAAAUACUAAUAUAUUUGCUGAGACAAGAUUUGAAAAUGUAUCAAGAGUUUUAUUUUUCUGACAUUUAAAGUUAUACAUGAUAAAAAGUCAAACUUAAUUUAUGGUGCUGCUUAAUGUUUUUUUUAAGUAUUUCUAUACAAGUACAAUAAAAA
This is a messenger RNA of Pungitius pungitius (ninespine stickleback), 3051 nucleotides long. RefSeq names its product mex-3 RNA binding family member B (gene mex3b). Lineage: Eukaryota; Metazoa; Chordata; Actinopteri; Perciformes; Gasterosteidae. Gene Ontology annotation, molecular function: RNA binding. The transcript has 2 exons. The coding region runs from base 300 to 1886 and encodes 528 amino acids. The record is from RefSeq and is a predicted model, not a curated record.